This is a messenger RNA of Brettanomyces nanus, 2214 nucleotides long. RefSeq lists its product as uncharacterized. Gene Ontology annotation, cellular component: Golgi membrane. The transcript has a single exon. Lineage: Eukaryota; Fungi; Ascomycota; Pichiomycetes; Pichiales; Pichiaceae. The record is from RefSeq and is a predicted model, not a curated record. Gene Ontology annotation, biological process: intra-Golgi vesicle-mediated transport. Bases 1 to 2214 code for a protein of 737 amino acids.
AUGAGCGAAACAAGGAAUCCGCAUACGAAGCUGGUUGAAUCCACUGCCGUCUUUGACAAAGCCUUGGAAUCUUGGUCGAUAAUCGAUUUACCAGGGCUGCAAAAGCAACUUGACAAAUAUGCUCUUGAGUUCCAAGAUUAUCAGAAGCAAUCGUUAUUGGACAGAAAGCAUUUGGCAAGUAAGACAAAAAGUUUUAAAAAGCUUCCAUCUGAAGAGAAAGUUAAUGAGAUUAAACCUUUAUUGAAGAGUUAUCAAAAAGAGAUCGACGAUCUAGCUAAGAAGAAUAAGAAUGUUGACAAUGCUUUCUUCCAGUUUUACAGGGUAAUUGUCGAGGCUCCUGAUCCUAAAUCAUUACUUCAAAUGAGUCUUGAUGCAGUGAGUUCAAUGCCUGAAUUGGAGAAGGUUAAAGAAGAGAACAGACAGUUGGAGGAGAAAUUGUUAGGUUUUGCUGACUACGAACAGAUCAAGGCCAAUAAUGCCAAAUUGGAGGAGGAAUUGAUUAAGGCUGGAAUUUCCAAAGUUAAAGCUAAGGACGAUGAAUGGCAGGUAAUCCUUGAAGAGAAACAGAAAAAUUGGGACGAGGAGAAGAAGGAUUACCAGCGUAAUGUGGAUGUUUUAAAGAAGCAAAUCGAAGAUAUGAAGAUCAAUGAGGAAAUGAUGAAAUUGAAGAUUGAUAAUAAGAAUAAAGCAUUGAGAGAGCUUGAUGAGGAUUAUGAGGCUGGGGAAGAGGUGGAAAAUUGGAAGGAGAGUAAAUAUGUUGAAGUUGAAGACGGUAACGCUUCAACGUCGCUUUCUUCAUCUGCCAAUGUUCAACAGAGAGCCGCUAGUAAUAUAGAGAUUCAGAUCUUGAAUAGGGAUGUUGAAAGUUUGAAGCUAAGAAUUAUGGAACUUGAAAAGCGUAAUGAAGAACUCAGAAGAGAAGCUAGUCUUGCCAAAUCGGGUACCGCCAACGAGAAAACCAUUCAGGCUAUCAAAAAGCGGACUUCCGAGUUGGAGAGUGAAAAUUCGGUUCUUACAGCUCGGUUAGAGCAUGAGAGACAGGUUGUUGAUAGGCUUACAGCAAAUAUUACCGCCGUGAAUGAUACCAAUGAUAAGAAUGUUCAGAGACUAAUGACUGAGUUGGACUGGUUGAAGAACUACAAGAGCCAGACGAGAGAUUAUGACGAAAUUAAGAAGGAGCUUGAAGUUCUGAGACAGAUUGAGUUUGGCGAUGAGGAUGAUGUCAGACAGAAGGAGGAUCAGGAUCCUGCCUCGGUCACAUCAGAUGCAUCUUCUGGUGUUGAUUCAGCUAUUGUCCAAAGAAACAAAAAGCUCAAUAAAGAAGUGAUUGAGUAUAGGUCCGAAAAUGAGGACUUGCAUAAGAAGUAUGACGAAUUAAGCUCUCAAUUGAAAGAUUCCGUUGAUCAGUUGAAGGAAAGCAGGCAGAUUAACGAGAAAUUGGAGAAUGAUCUGGAGAAUUUGGACAGUUCUGCAUCUGCUGCAGGAAACAAGGACAGAUGGGAGACGAUGUCGAUGAUAUCCUCUAUAGCAUCUUCCCCUAUGGGUGAUAACGGGAAGAUAUCGCCGGCCACGUCUAUUGCAAGAGGACUUGGCGGCAAUGCAGGCGCAGGUAUAAUGGAUCCUAAUAGAUCGCUUCAAGAUUCAUCCAUAUUACCUAUCAUCACUCAACAACGUGAUAGAUUCAGGAUGAAGAACAAAGAAUUGGAGGAAGAAGCAAAGAAACAGUUUGGAAAGAUAGUGGACUUGAAACGGGAGGUGCGCACCCUCAAAUCGGAUAAUAAGGACUUGUAUGAGAGGAUUAGGUUUAUGGAGUAUCAUCAGGCUACGUUAAAGGGAGCUGAUCAAGUAGAUACAGGCAGCAUUGACGAUGUUGAGAAUAGGUACAAAGAGUCUUACGAGACACAGCUUCACCCAAUUGAAAAGUUCAGAAGGAUGGAAUCCAAAAGAAUCAGUUCUAGGCUGUCGCCUUUUGAAAGAGUGUUUAUACAGGUGACAAAACUGAUUCUGAGUACCAAAUAUACUCGUUGGUUAUUUGCGUUCUACUGUUUGGGAUUGCACUUUCUGGUGUUGAUUCUUACUGUAAGCUUGAUGGCGAAUACAACUAGCUCGAUGCUUCCGGCGAAGUCAAUUGUUUCCGGGAGUACUGGAGGUAUAGCGAAUGGAGUGGUAGACAGAAUAUCCGGUCGUUCAAAGCUUGAUUCAAAGCAACCAUGA